AUGGUAUAUCAUUGUUAUUAUUCUUUCUUAGAAUAGCAAACUUAGUGGGAAGAUUAAAAAGCCACCUGUCGUAGAGGAAAUAUAAAAACAGAAGAAUAGAUAUAAUCAGUAGUAAAAAAUGUAAGGAAUGGAGAUGCAUCUCAUCCAGAAGUGGUCCUCAUAGGGGAAGCAGAAUUAUAAAGAAUGAAGAAUAAUGCUAUUAUAACGACCAAAGAAGAAUAAUUAUACUAGAAAAAAUUGCUUGAGGAGUAAAAAGAGAAGUAAAUGGCUGCAGCAAAAGCCAAAAAGCAAAAGAUGUUACAAAUGGAGGAAGAGAAGAAAAAAUAAGUACCUCUCUCAGAUCAGCAAGAAGAAGAUAAGGUAGUUAAAGAUUCACUUCUGGCAAGGGCAUCAGAAAUCAUGAAUGAAUAGAUGGAUGAUGUAAAGGAAAUGAACAAAAUGGUUAUGUAUGCAAAAUGUGUAACUGUUCGAGAUAAGCAAUUAAAAGAGAAGAAAGAACUUCAUGAAUAAUAUAAAGUGUAAGAGAAACGUAAGGAUUUAAUGAUGGAAAUUGAACGACUUAAAUCCAUUAAAUAUCAUGAGGAAAAAGAUAAAUAAAGAAAAGUUGAGUAAAAGCAUGGUCAUGAUAUUAUUAUUGAAUAAAUAAAGGAAAGAGAACUCAUUCGUUUAAAAGAUAAGGAAGAAUAAGAAAGAGAGGGUUAGGUCAUGCUUAAAUAGAUUAAACAACUGUAAAUAGAAGAAUAAUAGAAAGCUAUGCAGAAGAAGGUUACUUAAUAGAAGGUUUAAGAAGAAAUUUUGGAGGCUAAUGAUAGAGCUAUUUUGGUUAAAGAGAAGAGAAAGUUAGAAGAAAGAGAGGAAGAAGAAAUGAUUGUCAAAUACAAUUUGCAAAAGGCAUAGAAGGAAGCAGAAUUGUUAGAGGAGUAACGAAGAAUCAAAGAAGAAAAAGAAAGAGAAGUUUAAAGAUUGAGAGAAAUGCAGGAAAAAGCACAAGAUAGAUAGGCAGAAUUGGAUGCACUAAGAGCCAAAAGAGCUAUGGAAUAAAAUGAAAGAUAAGCAAGAGAAAAAGAAAGGAAGGAAGCAGAAUGGAAAAUGAAAUUAAAUCAUGAGGUCUAAGAGGCUAGAAAAUUAUAAUAAUCUGAAAAAUAAGAACGAUUAGAAGAAUAAAAAGAGAUGAAUUUUAGAGAGUUAUAUUAGAAACAAAAAUAAGAAAGAGAAAAUGAAUUGAAGUUGCAUCAUGAAAAAGAGGCAUUAGUAAAAAAGCAUGCUGAUGAACUCAGAAAACAGAUAUCUCUUAAUGAAGAAAAGAGAAAAUAGGAAGAAAGAGAUAAAUUAGAGGAAGGCAAGAAAAUUAGAGAUAAAAUGCUAAAUGAGAAGAAAUUAUUAGAGAAUAUCAAGGAAACUAAAUUAAAGACGUUAAAUGAAAACUCUAUUCCAGAUAAAUAUAAAGCAGAAUUAGCUAGGAAAAAAAUUAAUAUAUUAAUUUGA
This is a messenger RNA of Paramecium tetraurelia, 1485 nucleotides long. RefSeq lists its product as uncharacterized. Lineage: Eukaryota; Ciliophora; Oligohymenophorea; Peniculida; Parameciidae. The record is from RefSeq and is a predicted model, not a curated record. The transcript is spliced from 6 exons.